Molecule: messenger RNA, 633 nt
Organism: Triplophysa rosa
Lineage: Eukaryota; Metazoa; Chordata; Actinopteri; Cypriniformes; Nemacheilidae
Product: synaptosomal-associated protein 23-like
Exons: 7
Coding region: 4-633 (209 amino acids)
Biological process (GO): synaptic vesicle priming; exocytosis; synaptic vesicle fusion to presynaptic active zone membrane
Cellular component (GO): plasma membrane; SNARE complex
Molecular function (GO): SNAP receptor activity; syntaxin binding
Source: RefSeq, a predicted model, not a curated record
AGGAUGGAGCACAUGUCAGAACAAGACGUGAAAAUAAAAAUCAACAGAGUAACAGAUGAGUCUAUUGAGAGUACUAGGCGGAUGCUACAGAUGGUAGGAGAGAGCCAGGAGAAGGGGAAAGAAACAAUGAUCAUGUUGGAUAAGCAAGGAAAACAGCUGAGGAAUACAGAAGUGAAUAUGGAUGAGAUCAAGGAAAACGUGAAAACAGCUGAGAGGAAUCUUAAUGAGAUGUCCAAAUGCUGCGGCUGGUGUUUGUGCUCAUGUAACAGACUGAAGUCUAUAGAGAAUGACCAGAGAUGUAUAAAGGUUUGGGGCACAGAGGAAAGAGAUGGGGGUGUGGUAUCCAGUCAAGUAACUGCUGUACGCAAUAUACGAGGGGUCACUGUUCAGUCAACAGCCUCUUCAGGCACCUACAUCAAGAGAAUAACAAAUGAUGCUCAAGAAAAAGAGUUGGAGGAGAAUCUAGAGCAGGUGGGCAGCAUCAUUGGGAAUCUGAAGAACAUGGCCAUUGACAUAAACAAUGAGCUCGACAAACAGAACAAGACCAUUGACCGCAUCACUGACAAGGUUGAAAUAACUACAGAUCAUGUUGAGGCUGCUACAAAGAAAGCCAAACAUUUAAUUAAGGAAUAG